AUGGAUGUCAUCAAGGUCAGCAUCAAUGUCAAUGUCUGCAUGGAGACCUGUAGUACAGGGUCCCCACACGUUUCCACCCUCCCUGUGUUGGAGUAUCUGGACCUGAGUUGGAACAACCUCUACUCCAUCCAGAACCACACCUUCUACAACAUCAACCACCUCAAGAUCCUCUAUCUCAACAACACCCUUCUCCAGACUAUACAAAACGGAGCCUUCGCCGAUCUUCAGAACCUAGAAGUACUGGGAUUGGCCGGGACAAGAGUCUCCGACCUAAGCAACCCUGAUUUCCUCACGGCCAACUUGAAGAACCUACGGUCCCUUUCCUUCGCAAACAGCAGCAUCAAACUAAACCAGCUUCAAAUGGUUACCGAGAAAGGACUGGGCUCGCUGAAGAACCUACAGGACUUAAACCUGGAGUACAACACUCUCAACUGUGCCUGUAACCUUGAGUGGCUGAUCAAAUGGGUCAGUGAAAACCAAACCCAAGUUGUGUUCCACAACCUCGCCAACUACUUCUGCGCCUACCCAAGAUCAGACCGCCGGAUCACCAUUCUGAACUAUGACCUGGAAGCAGAAAAGUGCCACAGCCAGCUGCGAUACUACGCCGCCAUUCUCUCCAGCGUUUUCAUCCUCGUUUACAUGAUGGCCAUUUUUGUGAUGUACCGUAACAGAUACUACAUCGAGUACGGCUGGUACUUACUCAGGUCAAAGGCGAAAGGUCGUCCCAAAGCCCCCCUCGGUAAGCGAAAAAUUUACCACGCCUUCAUUUCCUACAACGGCAGGGAUUCGAAGUGGGUCACAAGACGCCUGGUGCCGAAACUCGAGCAAGAAGAGCCGCGGUUAAAACUAUGCAUACACGAGAGAGACUUUACUGGUGGAGUCUCUAUCGUAGAAAACAUCAUUACGAACAUACAGAAGAGCAGGAAGGUGGUCUGUCUGGUCACCAGGAAUUUCCUGAAGAGUGGUUGGUGUAGAGAAGAGUUCCACCUGGCUCAAAUGGGCUUGUUUGAAGACGGAAACGAUGUCCUGAUCCUCGUCCUGUUGGACAACAUCCCGGAACACUACCUCUCCACCUACGUUCGACUGAGGAAGCUCAUGUGCAGGAAAACGUACAUAGAGUGGCCCACAGACCCGAAGGAGGAGCCACUGUUUUGGAGGAGGCUGAGGGAAGCUUUAGAAACAAGCAAUGUUCCCAAACAGCAGAGGCGCACUGCUGCAUAUGGUGCAAUUGUAAUGGAAGACGAAGAACUGGAAAGCUUGCUAUAA
Messenger RNA from Branchiostoma belcheri (Belcher's lancelet), 1266 nucleotides. RefSeq names its product toll-like receptor 6. The coding region runs from base 1 to 1266 and encodes 421 amino acids. The record is from RefSeq and is a predicted model, not a curated record. Gene Ontology annotation, biological process: inflammatory response; toll-like receptor signaling pathway; immune response. Gene Ontology annotation, molecular function: transmembrane signaling receptor activity; protein binding. NCBI's taxonomy places the organism in Eukaryota, Metazoa, Chordata, Leptocardii, Amphioxiformes, Branchiostomatidae. Gene Ontology annotation, cellular component: membrane. The transcript is spliced from 3 exons.